GUCAUCGAUUGCGGAAGUGAAUUGUUCUGAUUUUCAUAAUUCCAUGGUCAUUGGAGUUUUGUUCUAAACAAAAGUGUACGAGAGUGAAUCUGAAAAGGAUGCGAUGUUGAGUAUGAUUACGACUGUUCUCAAACUGAAAAGAUGUCUUCCCUAAGAUUCGUUACACGAUUCAACUGAAUAUAGUUAAACACUUUCUUGAUAAAUAUUUAAUCCUCAAAAAUGGUGCAAAGCAGUUCACUACGAAUAUAAUGGAACAAAAUAAUUUAAAAACAAUCGAUUGUGCAGAUGUCUUCCAAGAUAGCUCAUGUUCAGUGCAAAACUGCGUAUUAGAGACGAAAUACCGUUGCCAACAUUGCUCUCUUCAAUUUUUAAAACGUACAACUUUAGAUAUUCAUCUCAAAAGGAAUCACGCAGAGAAUCCUUUAGCCUUCAUCGUUCAUUGCAAAAAAAAUGCCUCAAAAUCUUCACAUCGCCCUCAAUUGUGUGAAAAGACAACAUAUGAACACUUAAACGAUAGCAAAGUACAGACCCUAAAGUGCGACUUCUGCCACAAAACAUUUUCGAAAGCAUGCAAUAAACAACGCCAUAUUAGAGUGCACACCGGCGAAAAGCCUUACAAAUGCAAAGAGUGCGAUGAAAAAUUCUCCCAUCUGAGCACUUUGAGAAAACACCUUUUGGUACAUUCUAAGGAGAAAACUCAUCAAUGUGAGAUUUGCGGAAAGGUAUUCACGCUCAAAGGCAAUUUGGUAGUCCAUAUGCGAAGUCACUUAGGCUCACGCCCAUUCAAUUGCACUGAGUGCGAUAAAUCAUUUUUUACGAACGCCCAUCUUCGUGACCAUUUGAAUAUUCAUUCGCUGAAGAUAGAAAAUACGUGCAGCAUUUGCACAAAGACGUUCCUGUCCAAAAAUAGCUAUAAUAAACAUUUAAAAGUUCACUCCGGGGAAAAAUGCCACGAGUGUGGAAUAUGCAGUAAAAAGUUCAAACAAAAAUCUCAUUUGAAUACCCACUUAGUGACGCAUUCCACCCAAAAACUGUUUAAGUGCAAUAUCUGCCACAAAGAAUUUAAGAGAAAUGAUCAUGUGCGUGCGCAUUAUAAAGUACAUCUCAAACAAAUUAUGAAGGUCAAUAAACCUGGAGAACUUUAUAAGGAACCAUAAAAAAUUAAGUUUCAAA
Hermetia illucens (black soldier fly) is the source of this 1173-nucleotide messenger RNA. Its product is annotated as zinc finger protein 525-like. NCBI's taxonomy places the organism in Eukaryota, Metazoa, Arthropoda, Insecta, Diptera, Stratiomyidae. The record is from RefSeq and is a predicted model, not a curated record. Bases 249 to 1157 code for a protein of 302 amino acids. The transcript has 2 exons.